Molecule: messenger RNA, 715 nt
Organism: Thermothelomyces thermophilus ATCC 42464
Lineage: Eukaryota; Fungi; Ascomycota; Sordariomycetes; Sordariales; Chaetomiaceae
Exons: 1
Coding region: 111-614 (167 amino acids)
Source: RefSeq, a predicted model, not a curated record
GUUUUCUACAACACAUAACACUUGCAAACGACACUUUAUUAUCAUAAGCAAUAUGCCCAGAAUAGCUUUUUAUCAACCUACUUAAUCAAAAAAAAAAAAUCACCGCGAAAAUGAAGUACACCAUCAUACUACCCCCCCUCGUCGCCAUCCUAACCGCGGCCAGUGUCCCUAGCACCAACUCGGACGCCUCGGGCGUUGUCGCCCGCCACGAGGGUCAUCAUGACGAUACCACUAAGUUGGACCUCGUGGAUGUCGUUGCUCGUCGCGAAAACCAAGAGGAUCAGGACAGCGACCCGGAGACGAACAACGUCACCGCCCGCCACAGCCAGGGCGACGACGACCAUGACACGAGCGAGGGCGACGAGGACGAUGUGCAGGGCCUGGAGAAGAGGCGCCGCCGCGGGGGCAGCCGCGGCCGCGUCGGCACGUACCACGGCGGCCACAAUAACACCCACAUAUCUGGCGCCAGCGCGCUCCUGAGCCUCGACUUUUUGGACUCCUCGCUGUUGGGCUGGUGGGGGCUGGUGUCGGUGCCAUCUAUGUGUGAGAGCGAAUCGGUGGACGAUCUUCUUAUCAUCGGGUCCUUCUAUGGCAACCAUCGGCCGAGGAUCUGAGAUUAAUUACUUGCUGUUGUUAUUAUCAAUGUCUUGUGUGGUUGAGGGGGUGGGUGUUUCGCGGUUUUCUUGCUUUAUUGGUGCAAAAUAAUAUACCGCUG